GCGGUGCAGUGUGGGAGGGGCUGGGGUUCAGGGCCGGGGUCCGGUGUCGGGGGCGCCAUGAACGCGGCGGUGGUGCGGCGGACGCAGGAGACGCUGGGGAAGGUGAUCCGGAGGCCGCCGCUGACUGACAAGCUGCUCUGUAAGCCGCCGUUCCGCUACCUGCACGACAUCGUCACCGAGGUGAUCCGUAACACCGGCUUCAUGCAGGGCCUCUACACGGACGCCGAGAUGAAGUCCGACAACGUCAAGGACAAGGAGGCCAAGAUCCGCUUCCUGCAGAAGGCCAUCGACGUGCUGGCGCUGGUGUCUGGGGAGCCGGUGACCGCCAGGCCCCCCCGCAUCGUCGCCGGACACGAGCCCGAGAAAACCAACGAGCUGCUGCAGCUUCUCGCGCGCUGCUGCCUGGCCAAGCUGUCCAGUGAGGAUGCCGUGAAGCGGGUGCUGGCUGGAGAGAAGGGGGACAACAAAGGAAGGGCUGCUGCCACCAGGCAGGACUCGGACAGCAAGGCCUCGAGAGAGGACGAGGUCAGAGGCCACAGGGACAGAGAGGACAGAAGAGAUUCUGAGAAAGCAGAGAGAAGUAGCAGCCAAGACCACAGACAGCGGGAAGACUCGAGAGACGAAAGCAAGCACAGAGAGAAGGACCGCGAGAGACACAGAGACUCGGAGAAGGAGAGACACAGAGAAGGGGAGAAAGAGAAAACCAGGGCCAGGCCCGAGAGGGACCGAGACCGCGGAGCCAGGGACCGGGAAGCCGAGCGCGACAGGGACCGGAGGAGCGAGGGAGGGAAGGAGAAAGAGAGGGGGAAGGGGCGGGACAAGCCCAGAGAGCGGGACAAGGAGCGGCGCAGGCUGAGGCACGGUGGCGAGCACCCUGGCGAGCACCCCAGGGACCCGGAGCAGCAGCGCGAGAAGGGCAGGGAGCACGACAGGGCCCAGAAGUCAGCAAGCUCAGGGGAGCUGUCCCGGAAGCUGUCAGAAGGCUCUUCUAAAGACACCAGGCUGGAGCUGGAGGCCGAGAGUGCCUCCCGGAACACGCGGUCUGUGAGCACGGUGAAGACGGCCAAACGGCGACUCCGGAAUUCUGUGGAAGGAAGAAGGGACGUUAGAGCCAGUGAGCCUAGCUUCUCUCCCGAGCAAGAGCCCAGUGUCUGCAGCCGAGCUAAGAAGGAACAGCCCUCCAAGCAGCCUGCCGGGAAGGAGGCUCACGUUCCAGCCAAAGCCUUGGAGGCUGGAGCCGGGAAGGAGCCAGAGCCGGCAAGCCCAGCUCCUGAGCCCGGACCCCAGGACUCGGGGGCUCAGCCCACCGCCUCCCCUGAUGAACAAUCCGCUGGGCUGUGGCGUGGGAGCCUUGAGCCAGAGCCUUCAGCGAAGCGGAGAGGUGACUCCACAAGUGAUGCAGAAGGAGAAGCCAGCCAGAAGUCCGAGGGCCCCGAGAACCCCGAGGUCCCCGGCGACCUCCCGUCCAGUGCCAGAAGGACCCCCCGGCCUGGGAGCGCCCGGCCAGCACCACCCAGGCUCAAGCAGCAGCAGAGCACCGAGAUGCUGACACCAGACAGGAUGGGCGGCGCCAAGACCGUGGCCAACGUGAUCAUCGACUCUCGAGGCUCCGACAGUGAGGAGGACGAGCAGUUUGUGGUGGAGGCUGGCCCUCAGGUGGCCGAGCUGGAGCAGGUGCCGGCCGUGGAGGAGGACGAGACACACGGGGGUCUCGUCAAGAAGAUUCUGGAGACCAAGAAGGACUACGAGAAGCAGCAGCCAUCCCCCAGGCCGGGCGAGAAGGACAAGGUGCUGGUGUCGGAGGUGGCGUGGAAGAAGGAGAAGGACGUGGUGGCCAAGGAGAUGGCGCGGCUGCGGGCCUCCAUCCAGACGCUGUGCCGCAGCGCGCUGCCCCUGGGCAGGGUCAUGGACUACCUGCAGGAGGACGUGGACGCCAUGCAGCUGGAGCUGCAGGUCUGGCGCGACGAGGGCCGGCAGCACGGCGUCGCGCUGCACAAGGAGCAGAGCAUCACCAACGGCGCCGUGGAGCCGCUGAAGGCGGAGCUGGGGGAGCUGGAGCAGCUCAUCCGGGAGCAGCAGGACAAGAUCUGCGCCGUCAAGGCCAACAUCCUCAGGAACCAGGAGAAGAUCCAGAAGAUGGUGCGCGGCUUCAACCUCGGCUCCCGGCGCUGAGGAGACGCCCGCACGGCCGCGGGGCCGAGCUCUGGCCGCACCUCGUGCCAGGCCUCAUAAACAGCUCUGCCC
Erinaceus europaeus (western European hedgehog) is the source of this 2244-nucleotide messenger RNA. It is a transcript of the gene IFT54, whose product is annotated as TRAF3 interacting protein 1. Gene Ontology annotation, biological process: cilium assembly; intraciliary transport; regulation of microtubule cytoskeleton organization. Lineage: Eukaryota; Metazoa; Chordata; Mammalia; Eulipotyphla; Erinaceidae. Gene Ontology annotation, molecular function: microtubule binding. Gene Ontology annotation, cellular component: ciliary basal body; axoneme; centrosome. The record is from RefSeq and is a predicted model, not a curated record. Bases 58 to 2172 code for a protein of 704 amino acids. The transcript has 18 exons.